Grosmannia clavigera kw1407 is the source of this 2274-nucleotide messenger RNA. RefSeq names its product receptor-activated Ca2+-permeable cation channel. Lineage: Eukaryota; Fungi; Ascomycota; Sordariomycetes; Ophiostomatales; Ophiostomataceae. Gene Ontology annotation, biological process: transmembrane transport; monoatomic ion transport. Gene Ontology annotation, molecular function: monoatomic ion channel activity. The coding region runs from base 1 to 2274 and encodes 757 amino acids. The transcript is spliced from 5 exons. Gene Ontology annotation, cellular component: membrane. The record is from RefSeq and is a predicted model, not a curated record.
AUGCCGCCUGUACGCAUCAAGUCGCGUCCCUUGCCGGGGACCGACGCCGACCUGCGUUCUCCACCCCUGUUUGAGAUCCGGGAGAAAAUCACGUCUUUGCCAGAUAUUGGGGUAGGAGACAGCUUCCGCGAUGUCAUCAAGAAGCUUUCAGUCUUCUUUGCCAAUGCCGUCACGCUACCUUGCUCUUUCGAACAGCUCCGAACAACGUCGGCCGGAGACAGACUUCGUUUGCUGGUGACACAUCUCAGCAAUACCUGUGAAAAUCCAUGUAUUGUGAAUGCUCUCUUGGCUCUAAAAUGGCAUUAUGGCGCGUCUGGUGACGAUCGUGGCCUUAAUGAGGCCAGGGCCAAUGCUUGCGAAAUUGUCGCCUGGCGCUUCUUGACGCACCUCAGCGAACGCGAGGCCGUCGACUUCUGUCUUUACGAAAUACCCGGAACGAAGAAGGCAUCUGGCGUCGUCGCGGCCAUCACGGAAACCGACGGUAGGGAUGAGGAGAGCCGUGGUGCCGACAAUGACGGUCUUGGCCGUGAUCCCAACGAAACCUCGCCACUGCUGUCACAGCUCUGGUCGUCGGCUCCUGCGGACCAAAGCCGAAACAGCACGCGUCGCUCUGCCGGCAAGCGCUACCAGCUGCUGCAGUCCAUCUCCCGACUGACGAUGAGUAUGACCUACGGCCACGACAACGACGGCGAUGACGACGGGGACGAUGAGGACGACCCUACGGCGCCUUUUGUGCAGCUCAAUGCUCUCGAGAUUGCUGCCAUUGCGGACGCGAAGCGAUUCCUCAGCCAAAAAGUCGUGCAAAAAAUCGUCACCGGUAUCUGGAACGGCGACAUCGUGUUCUGGGGCCGGCUCGAGGUUGAUGCUGUCAAGAAGCCCCAGUUCUACAACCCGCACACAUCUGACCCAUACUCUCGUUUGCGGGUGCCCAAGUACCUCAAGUCUUUUGAGAUUGUGUACUUUAUGCUUUUCCUUGCUAUCUUUUACAUGACUUUGCUUGAUCGAAACCCUGAACAAAUAUCCUUCUCCGAGGGCCUCUUCUACGUCUUUCUGGCUGCGUUUGCCUACGAUGAGAUGAGCGAGUGGAUUGAUGCCGGCUCCAUCUUCUAUGUAUACGAUCUCUGGAAUGUGUUCGACCUGAUCAUGAUCUGCCUCGGCGUUGUCUUCGCCGCUGUCCGCAUGGUUGGACUGUACAAAGGGGACUCCUAUCUCACAAAUUUGGCAUUUGAUAUUUUGGCCCUGGAGGCCAUGUUCAUGGUUCCACGCAUCAGCUCGGUCUUGAGCCUGAGCCCGUACUGGGGAACGCUCAUUCCAUGCUUCAAAGAGAUGACUAAAGAUUUCAUCAAGUUCAUGGUUCUGGUCGUCAUCAUUUACCUGGGCUUUCUUACUACCUUCUCGCUUAUUGGCCGGGACGCCUUCUCGCUUCCACACAUGACCAUGAUCCUCACCAAGAUCUUUUACGGCUCAAGCUACAUCGGCUUUGAUAUCAUGCACGAAAUCGAUCCUGUUUUUGGACCCCCGCUGAUGCUCAUAUUCAUCACCCUGAGUUCCAUCCUGCUCAUGGGCUCGCUGACAGGUAUGCUGAGCAACAGUUUCAGCCGUGUGAUAAGCCACUCGCGGGAGGAGUACUUGUAUGUCUACUCGAUCUACGUGCUCGAGGCAUCGACUAGCAAUCGGCUUACACACUUCUACCCGCCCUUCAACCUCAUCGCGCUGGUCAUCUUCCGGCCGCUGCGACUGUUUUUGCCUUCCGACACGAGAUUUCGUGCCGCACGCAUUGCCCUGCUCAAGGCCACACACAUGCCGAUAGUUGUUGUCAUCCAGUUCUACGAGUUCUUUCGCGGUAAGGUCCAGCACACCAGCGACCGGUAUUCUGUCAUCCAGGGUCCACAUCAACAGACGAUAUCUGGCACCGCCGCUGCCAGCAGAAGAGGCGAGUCAAACUAUGCUAUUGGCUCUGUCAGGGGAGACGCAUCGGAAACGUCCAAGAGACUUGCGUCUCGCCCUUCUACAGGAUACGGGCCGUCGUCAUCCGUGUUGCGAUAUGACCCACGGCCAUUGAGCUCGACAGGCUCUAUACAACCGCUCUCUACGAACACUGUUGCGCCCGGGGCCUCUGUUUCUACGCCAACAGUCAGCAUGUCCGCAGAAGAGGACACGGAGAUGGAGGCACCCAGUGACACUGAGAUUCGCAUCGCAGAGCUGUCAGCCAAGAUUGAUAGAUUGACCGAGAUGGUCUCGCAAAUUAUUGCCUCCGAAAGCAAAACAAAGUAG